CCCUUUCUCUCUAGUCCCUAAACCCCCAAAUCAGAGAGAGAGAGAGCAAAGCAGAGCCGUAGUGUGUGCGUGUGUGUAAGAGAGAGCUCAGCUGGGUUCCUUUCUCUCACUAGAUCUGCCCACUGGUGGUGUGCCCCUGCCUUGCCUUUGCCCAAAGCCGCUCCUGCCCCGGCCUUCUUGCUUGCUUGCCUGCGGUGUCACCCACUGGCCACUCCCUCUCUAUGCGUGCUCUGCCCCUGUCUCCAUGUGCUGGUCUCGCCGCUCUAACUAACCACCACCCGCACCGCACAGCAAUGCCAAGCCUGGCGUCACUGGAUUCGCGCGCACGGCAUUGCAAUGCCGCUGCCGAUCGAGGCGUGACGGACUAGCCAGCCGGCCGAGACGAGCAAGCAAGAUUUCGUCUGGUUCUGUUGGGGGGCGGUUGGCUGCUUGCUUGGCUGAUUCCUCUCGGGCGCAGCACCCGCCGCCGCCGCCGGCAUGUUCAAGUCGGCGAGGUGGCGCGGCGCCGGCAAGGCCAAGGCCGUGUUCAAGCUGCAGUUCCACGCCACCCAGGUGCCGGAGCUGGGAGGGGAGUCCAUGAUGGUGGUGGUGACGCCGCAGGACGUCGGCCGGCCCACGGCGCGGACGGAGCGCGCGGAGGUCGCCGACGGCGCCUGCCGCUGGCCCGCCCCGAUCUUCGAGGCCACCAAGCUCCCCUCCGGCAAGGCGGCCGCCGGCGACAAGAUCUACCAGUUCCUCGUCUACGAGACCGGGUCGGCCAAGGCGGCGCUGCUGGGGGAGGCGACGGUGAACAUGGCCGAGUACGCGGAGGCGUUCAAGCCGUCGGCGGUGACGCUCCCCCUCAAGGGCAGCCCCGCGCCCGGCGCGCUGCUGCACGUGACCAUCCAGCGGGUGGUGGGUGGUGCCGGCGGUGGGUGCGGUGACGACGGGAGUGAGAACGGCGACACCGCAAAGUCUUCGCCGCGGAGGACGCUGCAGAGCCAGCUGAGCCGGUGCGAGGACGAGGAAGCCGAGAAGGCGAGGUCGCUUGCUGCCGAUUCGAUGAGCCCUGUGCAUGAUGGAUUGGUGAUAAGCAAACCACCAGGGAUGAGGUUUCCCUUGAGAAGAAAUAUGCCGGCAUCUGUUGAGCCGGCCGGCCACCUCCACAAUGCCAAUGGCUUUGACGCCGUUUCGUUGUCGGGUUCAGAUGGGAGCUCAGGAAGAUUCACUCCCAAAACCAGUGCGAACAUGCAUAGCACAUUUCUUCAGGAUGCGACCAAUGUCCUCUCGCCUUUUGCCAACAAUGCCACCUCGAGAAACCCAUUGAGCUCUGGUGACUGGUCAGGAAGCUCAGCUCCUGACGCUAGCACUGAUGGGUCGACGAGCAACUCGGGUGAGACGGGGUUGAGAGGUGCAGAGGAUGAUGUAGAGAAGCUGAGAAGUGAGAUAGGGACUUUGACAAGAAAACUGGAUGUCUCAGACAUGGAGUUGCAGACACUCAGAAAGCAAAUUGUAAAAGAGAGUAGGCGAGGUCAAGACCUUUCCAAGGAAAUGAGUAGCUUGAGGGAUGAGAGGGAUGCACUCCGAGGAGAAUGUGAAGGCCUUAGAGGGAUGAAGAAGACGAUCCAUGAUGCAAAUGGAUCAGGUAAACGGUUGUCAGACGGGGAAGAUCCCUGGUCUCAGGUUGAGGAGCUGAAGCAAGAGCUGGGCCAUGAGAAGAAUUUAAAUGCAGAUCUACGUGUACAGCUACAGAAAAUGCAGGAGUCCAACUCUGAGCUGCUUCUGGCUGUGAAGGAUCUUGAUGAAAUGCUGGAGCAGAAGAAUAGAGAUAUGUCCAUUUUGCAAGAAGAAACAGUAGAGGAUCCCCAGGAGGCAGAAUAUGAGCAUGCACUGUCAAAUGUGCACAGUGCUGGACACAAGAUGGACAUGUCUGAAACAAGUUCGUACCAAGAGAAAGAAGACGAGCUUAUGUUGGAUGCAUUGGUGAAGAAGAGUGACGGCAUCGCUAGUUCUGAACUGCAAGAGAAGAUUCUUGAACUGAGUGAUGAAAUUGAGCUGUACAAGAAAGACCGUGAGGAUCUUGAGAUGCAAAUGGAGCAGCUUGCACUUGAUUAUGAGAUUCUGAAGCAAGAGAACCAUGACAUCUCUUCGAGGCUGGAACAAACACAACUUAGAGAGCAGCUAAGGAUGCAGUAUGAGUGUGCCUUCCUCGCUUCCUUCUUUAUACUCUGA
This is a messenger RNA of Triticum dicoccoides, 2211 nucleotides long. Its product is annotated as centromere-associated protein E-like. The transcript is spliced from 7 exons. Lineage: Eukaryota; Viridiplantae; Streptophyta; Magnoliopsida; Poales; Poaceae. The coding region runs from base 478 to 2211 and encodes 577 amino acids. The record is from RefSeq and is a predicted model, not a curated record.